AUGGAAUCAUUAGACGAGCAUAUGGAGAACAAUUCUGAAGCCUCAAAUGCCAAUAUACAGCCUCAGGCUGAGGGUGCUAAUGUAGCCUCAAACAAAAGUGGUACUGGUCCUACUGGAAAAGGAACAAAAAGAAAACGCAUGAGACCAAGAUCCAUUGUUUGGUCAUACUUCACUCAGAAUGAGGAUGAGAAUGGGAACCUAGAGUCUGAACCUGGACAAACCGUGUUAAAUUUGCAACCAUGUAAUCUUGAUAAUGAUGGUAGGAGUGCACUUACUGCAUGGAAAUUUGAUCAAGAUGAAAUUCGAAAAGCUGUUGCAUACAUGGUCAUUGUUGAUGAAUUACCAUUCAAGUUUGUAGAAGGGGAAGCAUUCCGCCGAGUCAUGUCUAAAGCUUGCCCUAGGUUUAAAAUUUCAUCAAGAUGGACUAUGUCGAGGGAUUGUUUUCAAUUGUAUGAUGAUGAGAGGAUAAAGUUGAAGCAUUUUAUGAAAAAUAACUGCCAAAGAGUUAGUCUGACAACUGAUACUUGGACUUCUGUUCAGAUGACCGCGUGUCGUUACACGGCAAAUUUGAAUUUAUAA
This is a messenger RNA of Striga asiatica, 579 nucleotides long. NCBI's taxonomy places the organism in Eukaryota, Viridiplantae, Streptophyta, Magnoliopsida, Lamiales, Orobanchaceae. The record is from the annotation of a GenBank genome assembly.